GUAUAAAUCUGUCCUCCCGACCUCUCCUCUCCUUUGAUUGGUUGACACGGUUCCAUUCCGGGAAGAAGGUCGUGACGUGGGUUGGAGAGUCCUCUUGCAGCCAGACAGACAGAACGGGACCAGGCAGAUUAAAACCUUGUAGCCAGAAAGGUCGUGUGUUUCCCGAGAUGAAGAUCCUGUUCGCUCCGCUGAACAUCCCGCUGCGGAGGAGACUCCAGACAGCCGCGGUGCUGCAGUGGGUCUUCUCUUUCCUUGCGCUAGCCCAGUGUUGUCUAGCAGGGUAUGUGUUGCUGUGCGUCUCUGAUUGGUGGGUUCUGGCGGCGCUGUAUGCUGGUUGGCUGUAUCUGGACAGGGACACACCCACCAGCGGGGGUCGGAGGUCAGAGUGGCUUCGGAACUGGAGCAUCUGGAAACACUUCAGAGACUACUUCCCUGUAAAUCUCAUAAAGACGGUGGAUCUGGACCCUGGUUCUAACUACAUCUUUGGGUUCCACCCCCAUGGUGUUCUGGUGGCGGGGGGUUUUGGGAACUUCUGUACGGAGGCGUCAGGGUUCACCUCGCUGUUCCCCGGAAUGACCCCCUACCUCCUGAUGCUGCCAUUCUGGUUCAGAGUACCCUUCUUCAGAGACUACAUCAUGUGUGGAGGUCUGGUAUCCAGUGAGAAAGCCAGCCUGUCCUACCUGCUCUCAGCUCCUAGAGGAGGUAAUGUGGCGGUGGUGGCUAUAGGGGGCGCUCCAGAGGCUCUAGACGCCCGGCCAGGUGCUCUCACCCUUCAGGUUCUACACCGCAAGGGAUUCAUCAAACUGGCACUAAAACACGGGGCCCAGCUAGUACCUGUGUUCUCCUUUGGGGAGAAUGAGCUCUUCGACCAGAUGACCAACCCUGCCGGUUCGCCGCUCCGCUGGCUCCAGGACCACUUGCAAAGGCUCAUGGGAGUUGCGCUGCCAAUGUUCACCGGACGAGGAGUGUUCCAAUACAGCUUUGGUCUACUGCCCUACAGAGAGCCCAUACACACUGUUGUGGGUAGGCCUAUUCCAGUGGUCCAGACCCCCUCUCCCACUAAAGAUGAUAUAGACUGUCUCCAUUCUCUCUACCUGGAGGGCCUCACUACGGUGUUUGAAGACAACAAGGACAACUACGGCAUUGCACCAGACAAACACCUCCACUUCAUCUAGAUAUGUGCAUCCACACCGGUAAUCAGCAGGAAAAGAAGCUUUACAGACAAAUCCAAAGCUGUUGCAACACCUUCUAGGUCAGAGUUCUAGCUGAAGGUUAGGCUUCUGUAGGGUCCUGUGGCGUUAUGUAGGGUUCUGUGGAGUUGAUGUAGGGUCCUGUAGGGUUCUAGAGGGUCCUGUAGGGUUCUAGAGGGUCCUGUAGGGUUCUAGAGGGUCCUGUAGGGUUCUAGAGGGUCCUGUAGGAUUAGUUGGGGUUCUGUAGGAUUAGUUGGGGUUCUAGAGUGUUCUGUUGGGUUCUAUAGAGUUAUGUAGGGUUCUAGAGUGUCCUGUAGUGUUGUGUAGGGUUCUAGAGGGUCAUGUAAGAUUCUGUGGGGUCCUGUAAGGUUAGUUAGUACCAAGAUGGUGGGCAGUAAGACGUGUUUGUUUUUGUCCCAUGUAAAUAUUAUUAUUAUAUUUUUUGUUGUAUACAUUUCAUUAUAUUUCAAUCUCUUUUUUUUUCUCCAUUUUCUAAUUAAAUAAACUUCCUGCAACCCGC
This is a messenger RNA of Oncorhynchus tshawytscha (Chinook salmon), 1710 nucleotides long. Its product is annotated as 2-acylglycerol O-acyltransferase 2-A. Gene Ontology annotation, biological process: triglyceride biosynthetic process. NCBI's taxonomy places the organism in Eukaryota, Metazoa, Chordata, Actinopteri, Salmoniformes, Salmonidae. The record is from RefSeq and is a predicted model, not a curated record. The coding region runs from base 168 to 1175 and encodes 335 amino acids. Gene Ontology annotation, molecular function: diacylglycerol O-acyltransferase activity. The transcript has 7 exons. Gene Ontology annotation, cellular component: endoplasmic reticulum membrane.